Molecule: messenger RNA, 2004 nt
Organism: Vicia villosa (hairy vetch)
Lineage: Eukaryota; Viridiplantae; Streptophyta; Magnoliopsida; Fabales; Fabaceae
Exons: 5
Coding region: 1-2004 (667 amino acids)
Biological process (GO): telomere maintenance; DNA repair
Molecular function (GO): DNA helicase activity
Source: RefSeq, a predicted model, not a curated record
AUGUUUUACCAUCUGAUUGGUGAGAAGGCUGUUUACUAUACCGAUCAUGAAAGAAUGGAGAACAUACUAGAGAAAGAAAGUGUAACAGAAUCAAUGUUCAGUUUAUUGUUGAUUGCUAAUGGACUGUAUGAAGAAGCUGCUCAAUUAACUUAUGGACAGUUUGUUUCAAAAUUUGUCUACGAUAAGAAGAAGAGAACACGGAAGCCCCGCAAAAAAGGAUUUACCAUUGGCCGCCUAAUUUGGGUUCCACCCACGACAGGAGAAUUAUAUUAUCUUAGGAUGAUGCUCACUAUUGUCAAAGGACCGAAAACUUAUGAAGAUAUCCAAAAGGUUGGUGAUACACAAUAUCAUACAUUUCGUGAAGCAGGUUUUGCAAUGGGUUUCCUUACGGAUGAUAGGGAAUAUAUUGGUGCAAUUAUAGAAGCAAGUGUCUGGGGUUCUGGACAUUUUCUUCGGAAAUUAUUGGUCAUUGUGUUGUUGUCGGGUGUUGUAAGUAGACCUGUGUAUUUAUGGAAUGAAACAUGGAAAUGCCUUUCUGACGGUAUUUUACACCAUCAGCACAUUUUAGUCAACAAUCUAGGUUUGUCAGUUUCAAAUAUGUCUUACUUGAAACUCAUGUUCUGCACCACUAUCUUAGCGCCUGUUAUUCUACUUCCAGUAUCGUUUACCCUGGAACUGAGUGAAGAUGAUGUUAAGAAUCUAACUCUAACGGAAAUUGAAAUCUUACUCCAAGCUAAUAGGAGAACACUUGCUGACUUCAAGCCAAUUCCAUAUUCGGACGGUUAUGUUAUUGAACAGCUAGGAAACAGGCUUAUCUAUGAAGAAAGAAGCUACAAUGUUGCGGUUAUGAAGUCCGAAUUCCAAUCACUUUACAAAGCUCUGACAGAUGAACAACAUGGUAUCUAUGAUGAAAUCAUGAUGGCGGAGGAGAAUCAAAGGGGAGGAGUAUUUUUCUUGCAUGGCUAUGGGGGUACCGGCAAAACUUACAUGUGGAAAACACUUGCAACGUCUUUGAGAUCAAAACAUGAAAUUUUAUUAAUUGUUGCUUCAAGAGGAAUAGCGUCUUUAUUGUUACCUGGAGGUAGAACAACACAUUCUAAGUUCAAACUUCCUGUACCAACUUUAGAAAAUUCUACUUGCAAGAUUGACUAUGAUGAUGACUACAGAGAACUACUACAACAAAGAGGUCAAUCUGAUCAAGAGAAGAAAGAUAUUGCUGAUUUUUCCAAGUGGCUUCUAAAACUAGGUGAGGGCAGGAUAGCCGAGCCAAAUGAUGGAUAUGCCGACAUUGAAAUUCCAAAGAACAUUUUAAUUGAAGACUAUCAAGACCCUAUUGUUUCCAUCGUGGAAAGUACUUAUCCUUCUUUCUUGGAUAAUUACCAAUCAUACGCUUACCUCAAAAGUCGGGCUAUUUUAGCAUCAACCAUUGAAGUUGUUGAUCAAAUAAAUAAUCACAUACUUAACUUGAUGCCAGGAGAAUCAAAGGAAUAUUAUAGUUCUAACACAGUCGACCAGUCAGAAAUUCAUGACAGUAGCAUCCUUCAAGUUCUAACUCCUGAAUUUCUCAGCUCAUUGCGAACUUCUGGAUUGCCAAACCAUCAAAUAACAUUAAAGGUUGGAUGCCCAAUUAUGCUUAUGCGAAACAUUGAUCAAUCUGAGGGUUUGUGCAACAAUAUUAGAUUAAUUGUUACCAAAAUGGAAAAUCACGUAAUUGAAGCUCAAAUAAUGGGGGGGAAAGGACAUGGCAAAGUUACCUACAUCCCAAGGAUGGAUAUGUCACCAUCCCAAUCACCUUGGCCUUUCAAGUUGAGUAGGAGACAAUUCCCAAUCAUUGUAUCUUAUGCAAUGACAAUCAACAAAUCACAAGGACAAUCGUUGGAUUGGAUUGGAUUAUAUAUUCCUAAAGAUGUCUUUAGUCAUGGCCAAUUAUACGUGGCUAUAUCAAGAGUGACAAGUAAAAAAGAAAUAAAGAUUUUGAUUCACGACGACAACAACAAGCCAUAG